Empidonax traillii (willow flycatcher) is the source of this 2104-nucleotide messenger RNA. RefSeq names its product PIF1 5'-to-3' DNA helicase (gene PIF1). The record is from RefSeq and is a predicted model, not a curated record. The transcript is spliced from 12 exons. NCBI's taxonomy places the organism in Eukaryota, Metazoa, Chordata, Aves, Passeriformes, Tyrannidae. Bases 158 to 2005 code for a protein of 615 amino acids. Gene Ontology annotation, biological process: telomere maintenance; DNA repair. Gene Ontology annotation, molecular function: DNA helicase activity.
CGCGUCCCGCUGCCUGGCAACGCCUGACGCGGAGGGGCUAGCGGGGCCGCCCAUUGGCCCGCUCGUCUCCCUGCCUCCCAUUGGCUGCCGCUUUAAAUCCCCGCGGGCGCCGAUUGGCGGCGGCGCACGCGGCGUGUUCAAAACGGCCGGCGCGGCGAUGGCGGCCGCCCAGUUGCGCUGCACGGCGGCCGUGGAGGAGCCGCUGCCGGGGGGCUGCGCCCCGCGCCGCCGCGUCCUGCGGGCCGCCACCGUGCUGCUGGGCCGCAACGAGCUGCGCCAGCCCGUGCUGCGGGUGGAGGGCGGCAGCGGCGCGGCGGCCGCGGUGCUGAGCUUCGCGCUGAGCGGGGACGGCGUGCGGCUCUUCACGCGGUUCGCGGGCGAGGGGCGGGCGGCGGUGCGGGUGGGUCCGGGCGGCGCGCAGGUCCUGCUCUCCGACUGCCCCCCGGACGCGCUGCGCCGCUUCCUCCGCCUCCUGCGCCUCAAGGUGGCCGCAGGCUCGCGGGGCCCGACGCGGCCCCCGCGCCUGCUGGAGAGGCCGCCGGCGUCCUUCGCCGUGAUCAGCCCGGUGCAAGAGCGGGACCUGCUGCUCAACCCCGGCCCCCGCCGCGGCUGCGGGGACGGGCGUGGGGAGCGCCCCGCCGAGGUGCCCCGUGCCGAGAGGCGGCCCCCGGCGCGGCUCUCGGCGGAGCAGGAGGCGGUGCUGGGAGCCGUGCGGAGCGGCAAGAGCAUCUUCUUCACCGGCUGCGCAGGGACUGGGAAGUCGUUCCUGCUGAAGAGGAUCGUGGGGUCCCUCCCUCCGAACAUCACCUAUGCCACAGCCAGCACAGGAGUGGCCGCUUGCCACAUCGGUGGCACAACUCUCCAUGCCUUUGCAGCUUUGCUUUCUUCUCCCCCACCAGGGAUCGGCUCUGGGAAGGCACCGUUGGAACAGUGCAUUCAGCUGGCGGAGAGGCCGGGGGUGCGCCAGCACUGGCUGGCCUGCCAGCACCUGAUUAUCGAUGAGAUCUCAAUGGUGGAUGGAAAGUUCUUUGACAGGCUGGAGGCAGUGGCAAGGGCAGUCAGAAAACGGGAUGAGCCUUUUGGGGGAAUUCAGCUAAUCAUCUGUGGGGACUUCUUGCAGCUACCUCCAGUCUGCAAGGCUAAUGAAGAAACCAAGUUCUGCUUCCAGGCAAAAAGCUGGAGGAAAUGUAUCCACAUAAACAUGGAGCUGACUGAAGUGCGACGACAGACUGACAAGACCUUUGUCUCCCUCCUAAGUGCAAUCCGUUUAGGCAGGUGCACAGAGGAGGUUACCAGGCAGCUGAUGCAGACGGCUACCAACAGGUCUGAGCGUGAUGGGAUCCUGGCUACACGGCUCUGCACCCACAAAGAUGAUGUCGAAAUAACUAAUGAGAGACGCUUGCAGCAGCUACCAGGAGAAGUGCACACGUUUGAGGCUUUGGACAGUGACCCAAUGCUAGUGAAGUUAAUUGAUGCUCAGUGUCCUGUGGGUGGUAGAGUUGAGCUAAAGGUUGGAGCUCAGGUGAUGCUAGCGAAGAAUCUGGAUGUGUCCCAAGGGCUGGUGAAUGGGGCACGAGGCGUUGUUGUAGGAUUUGAAAGUGAACAGAAGGGGCUGCCUAAGGUGAGGUUUCUCUGUGGGGUCACACAGGUCAUAAGAAUGGAGAAAUGGGUCUUCAAAGGACCAUCAGGAGUUCACCUGAGUCGUCAACAGCUGCCUUUAAAAUUGGCAUGGGCCAUUUCCAUUCACAAGAGUCAGGGCAUGUCUUUAGACUGUGUGGAAAUCUCCCUGGCUCGUGUCUUUGAAAGUGGGCAGGCCUAUGUAGCCCUCUCCCGAGCCCGUAGCCUUGCAGGUCUCCGUGUUCUGGAUUUUGACCCAAAAGUAGUGAGAGCUGAUCCUUCUGUGCUGCAGUUCUACAGACAUCUGAGGCGUCAUCAGCUGCUGACCCAGGAUUCACCACGCACCUAUUCAGAUGCUGAUGAGAAGGAGAACGUGAAACACAGCUGAUAAUGCUCUCCUGGUUUCUGUGGAGUGUCAGCACAGACUGCUGAGGUGCAGCGAUCUUGCUGUUGAGUAUAUUUGAUAACACAGGUAACGUCAAAGGAC